UCCGUCCCCAUGUCCCGGCCGGGCGGAAACCACUUCCGGUCCGGGCAGCGAGCGGCCCAUGGCGGGGGGCGGGAGCCGCUGGCAGCGGAUCGGCUCCGGCCGUUUGGGUCUGUGGUGCAAGAGCCUGCUGCACGAUUACGCUGACGCCUGCCGGGAUGUGGCCCUUGGCUUCAAGGAGCGGCCUGGGAAAGCCGGACUCUACCUCUCGCUGCUGGCUGGAGCCACCGCCUGCAGCCUCCAGGUCCCCUGCGACGCCUCGUUCGAGUCCUCCCUCCUCGAAGCCUCGGGCACCCUCCUCCUGCUCUCCCCCUGGAUCCGGAACAGCAGCUCUGAGGGGCAUGUCCAGCGCCUGAUGAAGCUCCGGAACCAGGGGCGGCUGCGCUACCAGAGCCUGGUCUUCUUCUCCCUCGUCUACCAGGCCCCCUUUGAUGCGGAAGCUGCUCUGUACCAGGCUCACUGCAAACACCUGAAGCCGCGCUGGACGGACUUUCCCGGGCGGAUCCUGGAUGUGGGGUUCUUGGGCCGCUGGUGGGUUUUAAGUUCGAAAAUGAAGGAUUCUGACAUCAAUGAAGAGGAAUUCAAGUAUCUCCCUGAGCAUCUCAGGACCAUCUCCCCCCAGAACCUCCACUCGGCAGCCAACGAAAAACUCUUUGAUGAUAAAUACAAACCCGUCGUCCUGACAGAGGAGCAGAUUGAGCAGGCGGAAAAGGAGGAGCAGCAGCAGUGACCUCCGGGAGCCUUAAACCAAUGAUCUGAACAAAAAGACUUCUGUUUUCUGUGAGCUCUCAGGGACAGUCGGUCUAGGAGCUAGCACUAUGGGAGGAUGGGAAGAUGAAAUACGGAAAAAAUCCUAUAGUGAAAUAUAAUUGUGCUGAUCCAAGCUAUUGCUCGCUGCCUCGUGGCCCAACUGUGCUGAGGUCAAUAAAUCAGUUCUGUGAGUUUUCCAUUCA
Molecule: messenger RNA, 950 nt
Organism: Caretta caretta (loggerhead turtle)
Lineage: Eukaryota; Metazoa; Chordata; Testudines; Cheloniidae
Gene: TIMM29
Product: translocase of inner mitochondrial membrane 29
Biological process (GO): protein insertion into mitochondrial inner membrane
Cellular component (GO): TIM22 mitochondrial import inner membrane insertion complex
Source: RefSeq, a predicted model, not a curated record